GUGCGCUUUCUCACGAAAAUAUAUCAUCCAAAUAUUGACAAGCUUGGACGUAUAUGCCUUGAUAUUCUCAAAGAUAAAUGGAGUCCAGCUCUUCAGAUCCGGACAGUUUUGUUGAGUAUUCAAGCACUUUUAAGUGCCCCCAACCCAGAUGACCCGCUCUCAGACAAUAUUGCAAAGCAUUGGAAGGCAAAUGAAGCCGAAGCUGUAGAGAAAGCAAAGGACUGGACUCGUCUUUAUGCUGGUGGGGCGUGAUUUCUAUGGACGGCCUCGUGUCUAAUUACAUGCCCAUCGUGGAAGACCAAGGUGCCAUUAUUCGGUUCUGACGAGCAAAUGAAAGCUCAAUGCUUGAACUUUCAAAGAUCAUCCUGCUAAUAUAAUGUGAUGUAUGCCAAUCCAGUAGUCGAAAGCACUUCUCAUGUACGAAUAGAGGUCGAGGUUUGAAGUCUUGCGUCUCUUUGGUUGCUGGUUAUACAUUUUGCACCAUGACCGUAUCGCGGGGUGUUACUGGAGUGCUCAGGCUUCUUGUUCUUUUCCAUGGUGUUCCCCUUUUGACUUUUUCUUAUUAGGACCAUCUUCUACUUCCAUCAAUCUCUUCAGCAGUCUCUGCUUUUGCAUUAGUAAUUUUGUAUCAUCCGAAAAUCUGGUAGCAUCUGCAACUUGAUGAAGUGUCGGUCCAUGCGAUGGUGGGUUUUGCCGGCAUAUUCAAUAUUCAUGCUAAAAGCCUGAAUGACUUCAGGCUAUGGUCGACGGAAAUAAGGAAAAGAGCCUGAUUGUUUGUUUGUCA
This is a messenger RNA of Elaeis guineensis (African oil palm), 784 nucleotides long. RefSeq lists its product as uncharacterized. The record is from RefSeq and is a predicted model, not a curated record. Lineage: Eukaryota; Viridiplantae; Streptophyta; Magnoliopsida; Arecales; Arecaceae.